This is a messenger RNA of Leptosia nina, 1281 nucleotides long. Lineage: Eukaryota; Metazoa; Arthropoda; Insecta; Lepidoptera; Pieridae. The record is from the annotation of a GenBank genome assembly.
AUGAAGGCGUUUUUGCUCGUGUGUUUAGUAGUGGUGACUUCGGCCAAGUAUGAAGAAUAUGCCGGAUGGAAGUCAUACUAUGUCCGUCCGUCAAAUUAUGACCAACUUACCUACUUGGGAAAUCUAGUACAAAAACUGAACUUAGAUUUUAUCAACCACGCUUAUGUUGAUCAAGAUGGUAUUGUUAUUGUCCAUCCUGAGGUGCAGAGACAAUUCUUGAAGAACUUAGAAGAUUAUAACAUCGAAUUUAGAGUGCAUUCCAAUGAUGUUAGAGAACAAUUACUAAAAGAAGAAGAAGUACUUUUCAAAGAAAGUUCUUCAAAAAAUACCAUCAACAGUCGCUUGUCAUACGACAGAUAUCACACCACAGAUGACAUUGAGAAUUAUUUAAGGGAAAUCGCAGCGGCCUAUCCAAGGGUGGCUAAAUUAGAGAUACCAUCUAAUACAUUCGAAGGACGCCCCAUACCAAUGCUUAAAGUAUCAACCACGAACUUCGAGGACAAAUCGAAACCAAUUAUCAUGAUUGACGGUGGUAUCCAUGGUAGAGAGUGGUUGACAAUCCCACCAGUCACAUAUGCAAUUCACAAGCUGGUUGAGAAUGUUACAGAACCAGACCUUCUUGAUCGAUAUGAUUGGAUUCUCUUACCCAUGGCUAACCCCGACAGUUUUAAUUUCUCAAUUGUUACAAGCGUGGUGUGGCAAAAAACCCGAUCAACUGAUAAUCAUCCCCUUAGCGUGGUAUGCCUCGGUGCAGAUGUUGACAGAAACUUCGACUUCAACUGGAGAGAUUUGGGCCCCGAAGGAACACCUUGUACUCCCCUUUAUCCAGGAAAUAGGCCAUUCUCUGAGGUGGAGACCAGAAACCUCAGGGACAUAUUACAUGAGAACCUUGAUAGACUAAGGAUGUAUAUAUCAUUCGACAGCUUUGGUACCAAAGUUAUGUACCCUUGGGGAUAUGACGCUAGUCUAUCGAACCGCGCUCUAGUUCUUCACACAGUUGGUGUGUCUAUAACCGAAGCUAUGAAUAAGUACGCCGAGGAUAAUAACCACCCGUUUCCUUUGGGAUAUCAAGUUGGAAGCGAGGCAAUUGUUAGAGGCUAUACAGUAGGAGGCAUGUCAACGGACUACGCACAUUACCUUGGAGUCCCAUUGGUUUUUAAGAUAGAAGUGCAUGGAUUCUUCGGCGCAUACUUCAUGCCUCCGCAGUAUAUUGUACCGACGGUCUUAGAAGCUUGGGAGGGUAUUGUAGCUGGCGCUAGACGUGCUGCAGACAUGUUUUAA